Messenger RNA from Blepharisma stoltei, 9095 nucleotides. Lineage: Eukaryota; Ciliophora; Heterotrichea; Heterotrichida; Blepharismidae. The record is from the annotation of a GenBank genome assembly.
AUGGCAAAUGAUGAAAUUCUAGCUUUGGAAAGAUAUAUUCUCUCCAGCGAUAAAUCAGCAGCGCUCAGUUCAUUCCCUCCUACAUCCACCUUAAAACAAUUUCUCUUUGCAAAUAGCUUAUUGAAGGAAGGUAAAUUCUGUUCUCCAGAAUUCCUGACUGAGUUAGAAGAAUUAAAGAAAAAAGAUGCUACAUUAUUCAAUAAACUCCAAUUGAGGAAAUUGAUAAAAGAACUAGAAACUACAAAUGAUGAAACCAAAACAACUGAGAUCCUUAAUCAUAUCAAUUAUAUGUAUUUUAAUUACAAUUUUGACUACCCUGCUCCUCAAUCAUCCGAGAUAGUUCAAGAAAAUGAGUACAGUUCGAGACUGAGUGACAAUUUAUUUCCAAAUAAUCUCCAUGAUGCUCAUACAUCAGUUGAGGCUUUCGAAUCCUUAACUGAAAACGGAAGAUUGAAGCUAAACCCAUUAGAAAUGAACAUAGAAAUUUUUAAAUCCUUCAUACACAUCAAAGACAUACAUUCAAUUCCUGGAAUUCCAGAAACUAUAGUUAAAUUUAUAAAAUCAAGCAACUUUUAUGACCCAGAAUGGUUUGAGUUGCUAAGCGCUAGCCAAUUAAGCGAGCUUAAAAAUCUAUAUAAGCCGCUGGGACAGAAAUCAGAACUGAUCAGAGCCUUGGUUAGCAAAAAAUAUUUGUAUCAUAUAGAUAAUAGUGAUGACAUUGGAAGCUAUGAAAUAUACCAAAAAGUGCUUCAUGAAAUUGAAGGUUUUCCAGAAAAUGCAAAUCCAUUGAGAUCUGUGAUUCUUUUGAAUCUUUUAAGCCUUGGAAGAAUCUUUAAUAAUUAUGAUGAAAAAAUUUUCAAAGAAUACUUGAAAAUCCACAGACCAGAAAAAAUUUACCGUGCAAAUUGUAAAGAAACAGAAAAGACAUGGAAAUAUUUUUCAAGAUUUUUGAGAAAGGAUUGUCCAGAUGAUGAUAGUGCGCUUGUUCAAGAAUAUUUGCAGGAUUAGGUUAGGUUAUUAAAAUCAGGCGCUAGCCAUAUUUGAUGACGCAGUCACCAAAGAUCUCAUAUAAGUGAGGUUCAUCAGCUUAUCGACUCCAGUCCAGAGAGUCUUUCCACCAAUAAUAGGUGCCCACUUCUAUACCUUCUGUCUUGCGGCAUCUUGAGUGGGCGUAUGGAUUUCUGCUCCUCUGUGGCUGGCGAUUUGGAGUCUGUAGGGUUUCGAAGUGCCUACCUUAGACAGCUACAGGAAAAAGACUGCUCCCCUGUGGCCUAGGCCAAAACCCCAGUUUCUCGGUAGAGGAAUGCCCAUGGGUCCUUGGAUCCAAAAGGACGUUUUUGAGCACCUCCAUUUCUAUCACAGGAAGGCAGUCAAAACCUACUUGGUUAUGCAUUGCCCCGAGGCUGCACUUGUUUCUCGACUCGGAGUCCGUCCCAGUUAGCCGUAGCCAUAAGGUCUGGACCGUUGCGCAAGAGGACAAGUUGACACGUGCCGCUAUUUUAAUGUAUUAUAGAAUAUUUGCAGGAAAUCCUAAAAGAUAAAGACAACGCAAAUGAGUAUGAACAAUUCUUUGAAGAAAAAUUUCUUCGAAAAGCAUUUGCUCGGAUCAAAAUCCAAAAUGGGAUUUGUCCUUCUCAAUUUGAAGACGUUUUUUUCGGAGCUCUUGCAAAAAUACAAAAGCAUAUACCUUUUGUAAAAAACUGCAUAAAAAAAUUUUUUUAAAAUUCGACUUUUGCAUUUUUGUGGUUUUGCAUCAUUUUUGCAAUUUAUCCCUUUUUUCUUAUAAAAAAAUUGAAGAUCUUGCAUCAAUUGUAGAGUUAGAGCCCAGCACAGAUAAUCCUUUUAGGUUUGAGAGAAAUCAACUAUGCCUAUCUAUAAUAUAUGAAAGCAUCUAUACAGGUAAGCUGCUAUUCAUAUUUUUAUAAGAGAUUAAAUAGCUUAACCUGUAAAAAUUAUUGUAAAUUGGUAUAGUAAAAUUUUCAAUUCACAUAAAAAAUAUUCAAAGGCUUCUUGUAAAAGUCUUAGAACUCAACACAAAAGCUUAUUACUUAAAAAAUGAUGCCGAGAUCACCACUGAUAUUAACUUAGAUGGUCUUGUAGCUAGUUACGAAAGAAUUUACGAAUACAACGAUUCUCCUUUGGUUAGAAUCAAAAGAACUUUUGAGUUUCCAGAGCUCACAGAUAAAGCUGGACUAUUUGUUAUGGAGCUAAUCGGAAAUGGUCGCCAUUGUAGAACUUUAAUAAAGAAAGGAUCAUUGAAGUUUGUGUCCAAAAUCACAUCUGUCGGACACAUAGUUCUUAUAUUAAAUGAGAGCAAUCAAAUUUGCAAAGGUCCAGGAGCAGGUUUAAUUCUUGAUGGAAGAUUUUAUUCAACAGAAAAUGAUCGAGGAACUGCUUUAAUUCCUUUCGCAAAUCAACAAACUACAAAAAAUAUCAUUUUAACUGAUGGUAUUAUCUCCUCUUUAGAAAGCGGAUUUACACAUUAUAGUGAAAACUACGAAUUAAAAACGGCAUUUUUAGUUCACGAAGAGCAGCUAUUGAUAGGGAAUAGAGCAACUAUAUCAAUUAAGCCCCGGCUAUAUGUCUGUGGUACUAAAGCUCCUGACUCAUUAUUAAAAGAAUGCAAAGCUGCUAUCACCACAACUGAUGCUGAUGGAAUCACUGCAAGCAGGAUUUACCCUGACCUUGCUAUUCCUUCAGGAAAUGACCUAAUUAAUCUUGAUAUUGAGGUCCCUCCAAGAUUAAAAUUUAUGAGAAUAUGAUUUUCAGGCGAAGUAGAAAAAUCGACAACAAAAGAAAAAACUCCAUUGAAUUCAUCUUAUAAAAUUUUGGUUAACAGCAAUUUAUCAAAUAGCGUUAUGUAUGGAGCUUAUUUAAGAUAUGGCCCUCAAGGUUAUCAGGUUGAGCUAAGAGGCAGAGGAGGUGAAAUUUUACCGAGACAAAGAAUUCAAGUUAGUCUUUCACAUGAAGAUUGGGGUAGGGAAAGCAAGGAAACGCUUAUGACUGAUGAAAAUGGGACAAUUUAUUUAGGGAUCUUAAAAAAUAUAGCUUCUCUGCGCGUUUUAGCAAGUGUAAAUCAGCAAGAUCAGCAGUUUGAAUGAAUUCUAAGUAACUUCAAAAGCAAAAUCCAAUACCCAUCGAUAUUAAAUUUAUGUGAAGGAGAUGAAUUUGGUUUUCCUGUUACUUUUGAGUAUGGAGUCAUUGACUUUCGAGAAUGUAACAUUGUGCUUGAGAAAAAUGGAAAAUUAAUUGACAAUUUUAAUGAUAAACUCUUUUAUGACCAUGAAGCAUCAAUGCUUUGGCUUAAAGGUCUUAAAGCAGGAGUCUAUCUAUUAAAGCUUGAUAAUCAAUACAUUUCAGUCUCGGUCAAAGAUGGGAUUCACUGAGGAGAAAAUCAGUUUAUUUUAUCUGAAGAUUAUGUGAUCCCUACAUCUAGUCAAUAUCGGCCUCUAGGUAUAAAAUCAGCUGAAAUUGAAGAAAAUAAAGUAAAAAUAGAACUUGCGGGGGAUUAUGACAAUGCAGUAAUUCAUAUUCUUUACUUUAAUUACUUAAGCACUCAAGUGCUUGAAGAAUUUUCUCAGCUCCAGUCUAUAUAUCUUGAGCAAAACCAAACAGCUUUUAAAUUUAGCAAAAAGCGUUCUUAUUAUUUGCCUAGCAGAAAACUAGAUCAAGAAUAUCAAUAUGUUUUGGAAAGAAAAUUUCUUGAAAGAAAUGCUGGGAAUAUACUCACCAAACCUCAGCUAUUGAAUAAAAGAUUAUUUUUGUAUGACACAACGACAGAGACACAGAGGGCACAAGAAGGAGAAAGAAUGAAAAAUCUGAACUUAGAUGACUGUGAAUAUGAUUUAUGUCGAAGUGUGGUCAACAUAAACCCACCCCUCCUACCCCUUACACCUGAAUUCCAAACUACCUAGUAUUAAUAAAUAAGAAUUAUAAGAGAUAUUGCAGUAUUUUCGCUUCUAAGCUAUUAAAACACAAUUUAUAGCAUAUUUCCACUUAUAUUAAUUAUUUAUUUCGUAUCUCUAAUAUAACAAAAUUUUUUAAACUAAUAAAUAAAGAGUUAAUAGAGAAUUACGCAGAAUAUCUCUCAAUUAUCACUUUUAAUUAUGAAUCGAGCUGAAUUCUGCUUUAAAAUUGAUAGACAUAAAUAAAUCAAUUCAAGCGUAAUUAUGUAUCAUAUACACAUGCAAUAUCUAGCAUUCAUUUCGCUAAAUUAAUGCAUUUUAACAGAUUGAAUAUGGUUAAAUAGCUUAUUUUAUAUAUAAAGCAUGGUAUAUCUCAUUUAAAUUUUAAAUACAAAAAUAUAGCUAAAUUUGCUAACCAUAUAAAAAUUUUGUAUAUAGUAGAGAUAUGAAAUAAAGUAUUAAAUAUAUAUGUAAACAUGCUAUAAACUGUGUUUUAAUAUCUUAAAAACGAAAAUACUGCAAUAUCUCUUAUAUUUCUUAUUAUCAAGACUAGGUAGUUUGGUAUUCAUGGCGGGGUUUAUGUUUAACCACAAGUGCCUGCCCAUGCCCAGCAGCUUUGGCCUCUCAUAUAGGUUCUGCUCAAAAUGGAAUGCUGGAUUUCUUGAAAAAUCCUGCAAAGUGGACUUAUGGCUUAAAUGCACAAGAAGGAAAAGCUGAUAUCACAUUAGAAAAAAAUCAAUUUUCACAUGCUUUAAUAAUAGCUACAAAUGGAGAAGGAUUGUCGAUAAAAAUUUUCAGUUUUACUGAUUCAAGCAUUAGCACAAGACAGCUUGGGCUGUCAAAAUCCCUUGAUAAAGAGAUUUCAUAUUCAGAACAAAUGAAAUCAAGGUGUGUUUUCGCAGGAGAAAAUUUCACGAUAAAUGACAUUUCAAGUUGUGAGAUAGUUGAUUCUAUCGACAAAUUGUAUAGGCUACAAAAAGAACUGAUAACAACAAAUAAAAUUAAAGCUAAUUACGAGCAAUGGGAGUUCUUAAUCCCUCUUCAUGAAUAAACAUUCCAUUAAAAAAAAUACCUUUAUUAAAAGAGUAAAUAUUAUUUAAUAUGUUUAUAAAAAUUAUUUUAGCAUGCAAUUAAUGACUAUGAUAAUAAAAUCUCUUAAUACCCUAUCCUCCCUUAGCGAACAAAAACCAUUGGAAAAAUCUUGGUAAAAAUUACCCUCUGUGAGCGAACAAAAAUGUUUUUAAAAUAAUAAUUUUUUAUGAAAAAAUAUUUAGAUAUAUAUAUUGAUAAUUAGUAUAAUGAAAUCUUUAGCUAAUUCUGUUUGAUUUUUAACACUUUACAUUUUAAAACAUAAAUUUUGCUAAUUAAAUUAGUUUUUACUUCUCAAUUUUUACGAAAAAGGGAUUUUUUAAAUUUCGAAAAAACAAAAUUUUCUGUAUAAUUGUUUUAAAAAAGCAUUAACCCAUCGUGAGCUAGCAAAAUUUUGGUUCGCUGACGGAGGGGGAGCUAGUAAUCCUAAGCAGCUUUCAAUUAAAGUACAAAUUGCAUGUUUACUUUAAAUUUGUCCAAAAUUUCAUUUUAAUUUUAAAAAUGUUAUUAGUAGUUCUCACUGUGAACGAAAAAUAUUUGGUCAUUCCACAAAUGGAGGAGCUAGGGAAAUGGCAUAGUUUAUCAAAUUCAAAGAGACUUGAAAAAUAUGAUAAAUAUAUGUCUCAUGAAUUGAAUUUAUUCUUGUAUAAAAAAGAUUACAAAUUCUUUGAAGAAGUAAUAAAGCCACUUUUGGCUUCAAAAAUGGAAAAAGAUAUUAUUGAUCUUUAUUUACUAUCCCAUCCUCUAGAUGACUAUAUGAGUUUGGAUAAGAUUUUAAAGUUAAAUAGCUUGGAAAAGAUUUUGCUUAUUGAAAGCAUGCUAGACAAAAACCCAGAAUUUUCAGUAGAGAUGUCAAAAAUAAUGAAAGAUGAAGCAGACUCAAUGAUGAGAAAUUAUCAAUUGAGAAAUAGGAGAAUAAAGACAGCCUUAAGCUUCAAUCUACUUACUCUUCUCUUUCUUAGCGAGAAACACAUUACAAGAAUCCCUAUUUUUGGGAAAUUAAUGCUGUUGGUUAUCAAGCAAAAGUUGUUUAUAUUAAAUAUUUAUAAUUUAAUAAUUCGAAGUAUAAUUAAUGAUUUUUAUUAUGAAAUAUUUCUAAUUAUAUUAAAAUUCAGACAGCUUACAUCCUUAAACAUAAAAUUAAAUUAGAUUUUCACUUUAAAAUAUCUAAAAUUUUGAUUUUUGACAAAUAAAAUUAACACUCUUGGCUAACAAGAAAGAUUAUUUUGCCAGUAAAUGUAUGAGGGGAGCUAGCGGAAAAAAUUCAUUUGCGCCUCAAGGAUCUUUUCAACAGCCAAUGGCUGAAAUGAGAGUCCAGCUAUUAUCUUCUUUGAAACCUUGCUCGUUAUUUUUGGGAGAAAGUAUUGACUUUCCUGCUCUUAAUCAGCAAUAUGAAAAAAUUAGCUUGGAAUGUUGUGACCAAGGGACAGAUUUUUUUUCUUGAGCAAUUAAAAGUGAAGAGACAGCAUGAUGGGGACUAAAAGAAGAAAUAGCGCCUACUUACUAUCAAAAACUAGACUCUACUAACUCCCCCUCUGUGCAUGAAAAAAUUUUUGUUCAUAGGAGUUAACUUUUGUUAAAAAAUUAUAUAAAUUUUAUAGUAAUUUUUUUUUCAAAAUGUAAUAAAUCACAAUUCGAAAAUUUUAAAGUAAAGUUUAAGUUUUAAAAUGUAAGUUGUUAAAAAAUUAAACAGAAUUAGCUAAAAAAGUUAUCACUUAUAUAUCAAAAUAUUUUUUCAUAGAAAAUUUUUUUUCGUUUACAGAGGGUGGGUUUUUAACCCAAAAAAUAGGGACUUUUCUAAUGGUUUUGCCAACUCGCGAAGGGGGUAAAGAAUUUGCAGAAACUUUUUAUUAUGAUAUUAAAGAUCCUAACCAAAAUACCAAUUUAGUGCCAAAUAGAAGGUUUUGGUCGGAAUUAGCGAGCGCAGUAGUUAAUAGAUCGUCUUUAAUUUUAUCAGAAGAUAUAUUAGAGACAACAGGCUCUCUCACAGAGCUUAUAUGCUCAUUAGCAUUUUCGGAUCUUCCAUUUAUCGCCGAGAAGCACGAUUAUUUGCUUGAAGGAAGAUCAAUCACUUACACAGCUAGAAGCAACUUCAUUGCUUUUUAUAAGGAAUUAGCUGAGACUCCCUCAGAAAUUAAUUCUCAAGUACUUGUAGCUCAACGUUAUUUCGACCCCGAUGAUAGAUAUAUUCAGGAUCAAGAUGGGAAUAAAGAAAAAUCAAUAACUCAAUUCAUAAAGCAGAAAAUUUAUACUUGUCAAGUGGUCAUAACAAAUACAGCAGGAUCUCAAAUUACAGUCAGUCUUCUGACAGAAGUUCCUCAAGGAAGUAUUCCUAUACUCCCUCCCAAGUAUACAUUGAAUUCUAUAAUGACACUUGCUAAUUUCCAUACCAAAACCUUUGAAUAUCAAUUUUAUUUCCCUAACGCUGGAGUUUAUUCUCAUUAUCCAGUCACUAUCACAUACAAUGGGAAAGUCAUUGCAAAGGCAAAUUCAAAUGAUCUUGAAGUAAGUGACACUGCAAAAGUGGUUAAAUUAGAAACCUUUAAAGACUUAGUCUUAAGUGGAAGAAAAGAUUUGGUAUUAGAGUUUCUUGCCAAUGAGAAUUUAUAUUCCACGAAUAAAGAAUUUAAUGUCAAUUACUUUUGCUGGAUGAUGAAAGAUAAAGAGUUCUGGCAAAAAGUUAUGCAAAUUAUGAAGCAGAGAAACUACUUUUUCGACAAAAUUUGGAGCUUUGCGUUUCUCCAUAAAGAUUUUGUGGUCUUAAAAGAAAUUUUCACCACCAAUCGUAGCUUCAUGUACGCUCUUGGAGAGUUCUUUAGUUCAGAAUUAUUGUCAACAGGUAAAGGCGAACAUCGGCAUUUAGAAUUUGAUCCUUUAGUAAAUGAAAGAACUCAUAGACUCGGCAAUCGCCAAAGAAUAACGAACAUACGCUUCGAAAUAGUUUAUUCUGACUUUUUAAAAUAUUUAUCAGAAAAAGAAAGACUCGAUGUGGAAGAUCAGCUAGCUCUUACCCAGUACUAUAUCCUUCAAGAUAGGUAUCAAGAAGCCAAUGAAAUCUACAAAGCAAUCCCAUUAAUGCCAUCACAAGAAAAGCCAGGAUCUUCUUACCUUCAAAUUCAAUAUGACUAUCUUUCAUGCUAUCUUGAUAUUAAUUUGGCAUCUGCCAUUUCAGCUUUAUACGAAAAUUACCCAGUCUUUUCUUAAACUGGUCUAGGCAUUACCUAUAGAUGAUGCUGCUUUUCCCUUUUUCCCUUAAUGUAAAAUCCACCCCCGAAAGGAGACUCUGUAAAUUGCCAGAAUAGCUUAAUUAGCAUAGCUGUCCAUUUAUGGGUUUGCAAAAACCUUUCAGGAUAUCAGUAAACAUAUGCUCAAGGCUGCAUUGCGGGAGUCAAUUCCAGACGAGAAACCAUAUUUAUUUAUGAGAAUUACUCAGUCAAUACAUGGAAAAAAAUGUUUAGUGAAGUCGCAAAGUUAGUCAGAGAAAUAAAUGCGCAAGAUAUUCCACUGGGGCAAGCAGAAGCUAAAGAUAGCGAGCCAAGCUUAAUGUUCACAAUAGAAAGAAAUGAAAUAAAGUUUUACUAUCAGAAUGUGAGGAGCUGCAUAGUUAAGCUCUAUAGGGUUGAUUUAGAAGUUCUAUUUUCAAAAACUCCGUUUUUAAUUGGAAACACACAAAAUUUUGGAUUUGUCAAGCCAAACUAUGAAUUCGAAAUAGAACUGCCUGAAAACGGUGCAAGAACUGCAAGAAUUCCUGAAGAAUUUGAAGGUCAGAAUAUUAUUGUGGAGGUUGAUUAUGGGAUUUAUACCAUCUCCAAGUCAUAUUUCGCAACAAGUUUGAAGAUAAAUGUAAUCGAAAGAUAUGGAAUCAUCAAAGUUAUGAAUGGAGACUUGACUCCAAGACCAUCUGCAUAUAUAAAAGCAUUUGUACAAAGAAAAAAUGGAAGUGUAGAGUUUUACAAAGAUGGAUAUACAGACAUAAGAGGAAAUUUUGAUUAUGCGGCGUUGAACACAGACCAGCUGUCAUCAGUUCACAAAUUUGCAUUACUUGUCGUUGAUGAUGAGUUAGGCUCACUGAUUUAUGAAGUAAAUCCGCCACCUCAAUAA